Heterocephalus glaber (naked mole-rat) is the source of this 942-nucleotide messenger RNA. RefSeq names its product olfactory receptor 5P4-like. Gene Ontology annotation, biological process: G protein-coupled receptor signaling pathway. Gene Ontology annotation, cellular component: membrane. NCBI's taxonomy places the organism in Eukaryota, Metazoa, Chordata, Mammalia, Rodentia, Bathyergidae. Gene Ontology annotation, molecular function: olfactory receptor activity; G protein-coupled receptor activity. The record is from RefSeq and is a predicted model, not a curated record.
AAGAUGGAGACUGGAAAUCACACAAUGGUAACAGAGUUUAUUAUUUUGGGGUUAACAGAGGAUCCUAUACUUUGUUCCAUAUUCUUUGUAGUUUUUCUAGGAAUCUAUGUUUUUACUAUGUUGGGCAAUCUCAGCAUAAUCAUGUUAAUCAGAAGAACCCCUCAGCUUCAUACCCCAAUGUAUGUUUUUCUCAGCCAUCUGGCCUUUGUGGAUAUGGGGUAUUCCACAUCAGUCACACCUACCAUGACUGUGAGUUUCCUGAGAGAGAGAACUACUAUCUCUGUUGCUGGCUGCAUAGCCCAGCUUGGCUCUGAUGUUGUCUUUGGAACAGCUGAGUGCUUCCUGUUGGCUGCCAUGGCCUAUGAUCGCUAUGUAGCUAUCUGCUCUCCCCUACUCUACUCUACUCUCAUGUCCUCCAGGGUCUGCAUAAUCUUAUUAGUUAUUUCCUAUUUGGGAGGGGGAAUGAAUGCUUCAUCAUGUACUGGAUGUUUAUUGAGCCUGACUUUCUGUGGACCAAAUGAAAUCAACCAUUUCUUCUGUGACCUCCCACCCCUAGUAAAGCUUUCUUGUACCCAUAUUUACAUUGCUGAAAUAUGUCCUGCCAUCUCUGCUGGGUCAAUCAUUGUAAUCACACUGUUCAUUAUCAUUGUUUCAUACCUCUACAUCCUCCAUGCAAUCAUGAAGAUGCACUCUAGGGAGGGAUGGCACAAGGCCUUCUCUACUUGCACGUCCCACAUCACUGCUGUGACUUUGUUUUAUGGGACAGUCACAUUUGUUUAUGUUAUGCCAAAGUCCAGCUACUCACCUGAUCAUAUUAAAGUAGUGUCUGUGUUCUACACAGUGGUAAUCCCCAUGCUGAACCCCCUGAUCUACAGCCUGAGAAACAAGGAAGUAAAAGAGGCCAUGAAGAAAUUGAUGGCAAGAACACAUUCUUCAUUUUGA